AUCUUCGGGAGACCAUGUGUCGAAGUGUCAAAAGAAUUUUAUAGGAUUUGUUUACACUUUUCUCGAAGAUUUUCACGUUGAAUUUAUCUUCUGACUCGUGAGAAAACCAUGGCGAGACGUCCUGAACACUUGGCUCCACCCGAAAUUUUCUAUAAUGAAGAAGAGGCACGAAAGUACACAAAUAAUACCCGAAUCAUCGAUAUUCAGGUGCAAAUGUGUGAGAGAGCAGUGGAACUACUUGCCCUCCCAGAAGAUCAGCCAAGUUUCAUUCUCGACGUGGGAUGCGGUUCAGGACUCUCAGGAAGUGUUCUUGAAGAUCAGAGUCACACGUGGAUUGGACUAGAUAUUGCGCAAGCUAUGUUGGAUGUUGCCGUGGAGCGUGAAGUUGAAGGAGACUUGAUUCUCGGUGACAUGGGACAGGGUGUGCCCUUCAGAGCUGGAACAUUUGAUGGAGCCAUCUCAAUAUCUGCACUACAAUGGCUCUGCAAUGCUGACAAGAAAAGCCACAAUCCACAAAAGAGACUGUACAAAUUCUUCAGCUCCCUGUUCUCCUGCCUCACUCGCACUGCUCGGGCUGUAUUCCAAUUCUACCCUGAGAAUGCAAGUCAAAUUGAAUUGGUAACGUCACAGGCCAUGAAAGCAGGAUUCUUGGGUGGCCUUGUGGUGGAUUUUCCCAAUUCUGCGAAAGCCAAGAAAUAUUUUCUGGUUCUGAUGACUGGUGGAUUGGCUCAACUGCCUCAAGCUUUAGGAACUGAUGGGAGUUCUGAGCAGGUGGAUUAUGCAAAAAAGCGGGAAAUGGCUAAGAGAGCGCGUGGGAAGCCCCUGAAGAAGUCCAGGGACUGGAUUUUGGCCAAGAAGGAGCGUCGAAGACGUCAGGGAAAAGAGACACGAGCAGACACAAGGUACACCGGCAGAAAACGUCCUGAUAGUUUUUGAUACAUCUUCAGCAGUUCAAUAAAGUGCUUGGGAAGUUCUA
Messenger RNA from Phlebotomus argentipes, 976 nucleotides. RefSeq names its product probable 18S rRNA (guanine-N(7))-methyltransferase. The transcript has 4 exons. Gene Ontology annotation, biological process: rRNA (guanine-N7)-methylation. Gene Ontology annotation, molecular function: rRNA (guanine) methyltransferase activity. Gene Ontology annotation, cellular component: nucleolus. Lineage: Eukaryota; Metazoa; Arthropoda; Insecta; Diptera; Psychodidae. The record is from RefSeq and is a predicted model, not a curated record. The coding region runs from base 109 to 936 and encodes 275 amino acids.